Molecule: messenger RNA, 10038 nt
Organism: Naegleria fowleri
Lineage: Eukaryota; Heterolobosea; Eutetramitea; Acrasida; Naegleriidae
Exons: 2
Coding region: 1-10038 (3345 amino acids)
Biological process (GO): protein targeting to vacuole; protein retention in Golgi apparatus
Cellular component (GO): extrinsic component of membrane
Source: RefSeq, a predicted model, not a curated record
AUGUUUGAAGGCAUUGCCUCCACAAUCAUUGUAAAAUUAUUGGGAGAUUACAUUGAAAAUCUUGAUAGUAAAUCACUCAAGAUUGCAAUAUGGAGUGGUAGUAUUAAUCUCACCAAUUUAACGCUGAAAGCUUCGGCUUUGGAUACAUUUGAUUUACCCGUAUCGGUUGUACAGGGGUGUGUUGGAAGCAUUGAUGCUUCCAUUCCUUGGCAAUCACUCUCGAGCAGCCCGGUUAUUGCCAAAGUGAGUGAUGUUUUUCUGGUGGUUCAACCUAAAAAGUGUGAUCACUACGACGAAAAAGCCGAAAAAGCACGUGCACUGCUUGCUAAGCAACGUGCUCUUCAAAAUCACGAACUAUGGAGAGAACAACAAGAGUUAUUGAAUGAAGCAGCAGGUUCGGAAAAGAAAGAGGAAAAACAAGGAGAUACCUUCGUCUCACGAUUGACCGAAACAAUCCUCAACAAUCUUCAAGUUGAAAUUUCGAACGUUCAUAUUCGUUAUGAAGAUGGAUCUAAUCCAAAAAAUCGUAUUGUUUUUGGUCUAACAAUGGAAAAACUCUCACUCAAGAGUUGUAAUGACAGUUGGGAGGAAGUAUUCAUCAAAACAGCUCAACAAGCAUUCUAUAAGAAAUUACUUUUACAAAAUUUGUCAUUCUACAUGAAUAAUAACGAAGUGGAAUUAUUUUCAAAGUCUGGAAUGGACACCAAAAAAUUUUCACUUCACAUGAGGAAGAUUAUUACAGAAAACAAAUUUUACAGAAGAUUUAUUGUCAGUCCAAUUAAUGGAGAAUUAAAACUCAUACUGCAAAAAGAAGGUCAAAUUGACAUGUCAAAGCCCAAACUCAUUGCAAACCUGUUUUUAGACAAUGUAAAUCUUUGCCUCGAUGACAGACAAUACAAAAAUUUAUUGUCAACUUUGGAAUACAUGACCAACUAUGCAAAAUUUGAAAAAUUCAGACAUUUAAGACCAAAAAGCGAUUAUGUGUCAAGUGAAAAACAAUUAUGGUGGGAAUAUUUGGUACACGCAGCAAAAGAUAUUGUGGAAAAGCAACAUUUUACUUGGGAACAAGUUGAGGAGAGAAAGAAGGAUCGUAAAGAACAUAUUGAGCUAUUCAAGAGAACUAAGGAAUAUCCUUGGCAGAAAAAACUUUCAGACUCUGAAAAGAAAUCAUUACAAGAACUUGAGGACAAGCUCGAUUUUGACGACAUACUCUUUUUCCGAGAAUUAGCUCACGAAGAAUUAAAAGUGGAAAAGGAGAAGAAUAAGCACAUGCUUGUUAAAAAAGAAAAAUCUGGAGGAUGGUUUUCAGGAUGGUUUGGAGGUGGCACAAAAACGGCAUCUACCACGAGCACAGAAGAAGAACCUGCAUCACCGGUGGUAUUCGAAUUCACCGAUGAGCAACGUGAAGAGCUUCACAAAACGAUUGGCUACAACGCAAAAGAAAAGUCUCAAUCUCUUGAGUUACCUGCUGAUUAUGUAGCCUAUCAAAUUAAUUUUUUCCUAAAGCAAGGCGAACUUAAAUUGAGAAGCGCUCGUGUGAAAAGUAGCGACUCUGAAUCAGCCAUAGUGAAAGGUGCUUUCAACAACUUCAGAACAGAAGUUGGCGUACGAGCACAAGGCUCUGUAAUUGUACGAGUCACAUUGGAAGAUUUCGAAAUUACCGAUCACUUUUCAGAUGUGACCCAAUUCAAGAAAAUCGUUUCAAAACGAAAGGAAUCGGGUCAACUCGCCGAAGUACUUGUUGAAACAAAACCUUUGGAUGGAGAGUCAGACUUGAAACUCCAAGUGUUGCUUCAACAAGUAGACAUUGCUAUUAAUAUUCCUCUCAUCCAAAAGAUUCUUUCCUUCUUUAUUAUUCCAUCCAAUCUUGAUUUUUCAACUCUACAAAGUUUAGCUAUGAAACAAUUCGAAAAUUUACAACAACAAGCACUCACCCAACUGAAAGUUGCUCUCGAAUCCAAGAUGAUUAUUGAUUUGAAUGUACUCAUUUUAGCACCAACAUUUAUUGUACCUCUUGAUCACAAAGAUGAAAAUUCAAAGGUUGUUUUGCUAGACUUAGGUAAAUUAAAAUUCAAGAGUGACAUUGAUAAAAUUGAAAGAGCUAGAAGAAUUAAGAACGAAACCGUUGAAGAGAAGGACUUUUACGAUCGGUUUGAUAUAGAAUUAUCAAAUAUUCAAGCGAUGAUUACCGAUGUUUCUAGUUUUAAGAAUAACACCUAUGUUUCAGAGAGCUCCAAUAGUUUCCAAUUGGUGGAAAAAGUUAAUGUUGGUUUGAAAUUGGGCUUGCUCAUCACCAAUGAUCCCAACUAUGCUGGAACAAAGCUAGAGGGAACUAUCCCAAAUAUCAAGAUUAAUUUAUCUCCAAUGGCCAUGAAUACUAUUAUCAAAAUCACAAAUAACUUCCUUGUGUUGGCGGACAAUCCAACAGGUAAUAGUAAGGAAGAUGUGGAACUCAAGGGUGCCAUGAAGGUUAAAUCUGAUCUUUUGACAGACAAUCAAUGGAAGAAUUAUUGGGCAGAACUCACAGAAAAUGGACGUUUAAUGCUCUAUACGAAUGAAAACGAUCUAAAAGCAGCUGGUUGUAUCAUUUUGAACGAACGAUCUGUAGAGUAUCAAGAACGUGAUAAAAACUCAGAAUUGAACGCUCUACAGUGGUGUGCAGUCAUUCCACAGGAUACAGGACCCACAACUGUCUAUUUUGAGGUUGAAAAUCAAAAUGUUUAUGAUAAGUGGUUCAACCUUAUGAUAACCAAAAAUGUGAAUCGAAAACUUGUCCUUGAUAUAACUAAUACAGAGAAUGCAGAAAAUGAAGAGGUACGACAAAAGAAGGUGAAUUUUAAAUUGACGUUUAAUCUUGGAGAGUUUUGUGCUUCCCUCGUUUACAACAAAAAGAUGGACAACACUGAAAAUAGUCCAAUUAUUGAUUUGCCUCUCACAGACAUCAAGUUACAAGAUUUUUCUGUGGACAUGGCAGUCCGUAAUUUUGACAUGAUCAUGAAUUUUUCUCUUAGAGCUUUUACCAUCAGUGACAAGACUACUCGUCUCACCGAUAAGUACAUUAUUACAUCAGACUUACAAUCAGACAAACGUUUGGCAGAUUUGACACUCAUACAAGUCAAUAAUAGAGAAUCUGAAUAUUAUGGUAGAAAUGCAGAUUUAUUGUUGGAUGUUACCUUCCACAAAAUUCUCUUCAAUUUUGACCCAGUAUCCCUCACUACUUUUCUAUUGUAUAUUUAUGAUGUCAUCGAGUUGACACAACAAAUUGAAUCAAGAGUUCCAACAAUUACUCCAGCAGAAGCCAAGAAAUACGUAGAAAAAAGAGACAAGAAGAGGAACACCCUAGAUUUGCAUGCUUCUCUAUCAGAAGUAAGCUUGGUGCUCGUAUUACAAGACUUUUCCAAUUUUGCAACUGCUACUAUUGCCAAUGCAGAUGUUUCUUUUGCAAUGAAUGAAGCUGCCUUAUAUGUGAAAGGAACAGUCGGUAAUUUGUUGGCCGUGGACAACACUAAUGAUGGUUCAAUCUACAAGGAAAUUGUUGGUCUUUCUUCUUCGAGCGAUAAGUCACUCAUUACCUUUUCCUAUCAUCAGAAUAAUGAACGUCCUGCUAAUUUGGAUCCCUCUCAGCCAUAUUAUAACAAGUUUUUGAAACUUGUUCUCGAAUCUGUCAAAAUAGUUUAUUUGAACAGAAUUAUUGUCAGAUUACAACACUACAUGCAAAAUGGGCCAUUAUGGGACGUAUUGGCAGCAGGUGGUAAAAAAGUAUCAGAAAUUUCUAAAGACUCUGUUGUCAAACAAUAUGAAAGUUUAGAAAUGUUUAAUAUGCAUAUCACUUUAUUGAACCCUCUUGUCAUUGCUCCAAUGGCUUUCAAUAAUCCAGAAUGUAUUGUUGGUAAUUUGGGUAAAAUUAGAGUUUCAAAUUCGCUUUUUGAGAGAAACAGUUGUUGGUUAGAAAGUUAUGAUAUUUCUUUCACGAAAAUGAAUUUACACACCAUAACCGCUCAAGAUCCAAUGACCUAUGUGGUAGGAGAUAUGGAUUGGAUUUUGGCUGUUGAAAGGCCUGUCAUCAAUACAGAAAACAAAUUCCCUGGUGUCUCCGUUGAUAUUAAGGUUUCAGAUGUGGCCAUGACUCUCACACAAGAACAAUAUCAAAUGAUUUUCAAGGUUAUUGAUGGUAAUGUGAAUGAUAAUGCUGGCUUUCCAAGCAUACAAGAUAAGAAUGACAAAAAAGAUACUUCAUCAACAAUAAUCACCACUCCGUCUAAGAAAGAAAUCACUGAGCAGGAUGCUAAAAUUACAGAUGUCACUGUUAAGGUUCUCUUCUCUAAUUUGAAUUUAACAGUCUCAAAAUCAACAGAAGACUCAUUAGCACGUAUGAACAUGUAUGAUCUCAAUGUUGAUUUUAAUAUGAAGCGAAGUGGUUUGUCGAACACUAGUGUUUCAAUCAGCUCAGCAGACGCUCAUGAUCUCCGAAAAUCAGACGGUCACUUUAAAACGUUUGUCGAUACUCGACAGGAUCAAACAUCCCUCACAAAAUCUCAGCAUUUCCUUCUUGUGGAUGUUAUUAAUGAUCCAGAGAAAUCCCUUGUGAAAGUAGAUGUCAAAAUGGGAAAUCCUCGUAUCAUUUUUAUUCCUGAAAUUGUAUUUGAUAUUCAAAACUUUUUCAUGAACAUGAGGCCACAAAAACCACCAAAGGGAAAGAUUCUCUCCUUUGAAAAUAUGCCUGUAGGUGACAUUCAUAUCAACACAGACAUCACUUUGGGAGCCGAUUUAUCCUUGACUCCUACAAAGAGAUUAAUUGUCCAUACCAUUGAAGGAGGAAAUAUUGAAAUUAACGGAAAUGGACAUACCAUUGAACUUCCAUUCGUUCAGCAAGUUUUCAAAAUUGAGGAAGGAAUGACCUUAACAUUGACCAACGUAGUCAUUAAGAAAGAACCUGAACACAAAUUGGAGGAUUAUUGCGAAUUGUCAGAAAAGUCUAUCAUUGUUUUUGGAAAUGGAAGCAAAUUCAUCAGCAACAAGGAAGGAGCUAUCAAUGAAGAUAAAUCAAGCACCAUUGUAAGCGUGUUUGUGGACAACCCAAAUGUCAUGUUCCCAGUUAAACCCAACGAUCCAAACAGCAGACUUUUAGUAGUGAGAUCUCAAUUGAAAUUCAAAAUGCAAACCAGUGCUACAAAGCAGCUUUUUGUUGUGGGCAUUAAUGAAUUGUCCAUGUUUGUUGACAGUUUCCAGUCUUCGAGUCAAUCCAUGGCGAAAAAUAAUAUUUUAGAACCACUCUCAUUGGAUUUAGAAUAUUUUUCAGAGCACAAAUCUCGCACCGAUAUUUUGAGUGAUAUUAAGGCAAAAAUUGAUGGAAAUAUUAGGGCAAGAGUUUCAUACCAAGAUGUUAAAAUGAUCACUGAAGUGGUGAAUCAUUUCACAGAAGCCAUGAAAAAACCCAAGUCAACAGAUAGUAGUUAUCUGUUGUCGGAUGAUCAUUUAACGAAUCAUCUCUCUGAUAACUCUGAAACUUCCGAUGAAGAAGAGGAAUUCGAAGAAGCCAAAGAUGAAAUAGAGCAUAUGGAUGGACAAUUUGUUCUCAGUGACUAUGUCGAAUCAAGAGAUACCAUUUCAAAACCAGCACCACUCGAAAACAUCUCUCAUGACCCUAUCAGUAACGCAUUUUCAUUUAGUUUCGAUAUGAGUUCAGAUCAAACACUGUCCAUUCUUAUGGUCGAUGAUGUGAGAGGCUACGAUAUCCCACUUAUCACAUUUGUACUUAAGAAAGUUCACCUAAUUGAUACAAAAAUGACACAACUUGGAGAGAAGACCUCCAUCAAAGCGAAAAUUAUUGGCUACAUCCAAGCAGACUAUUACAACUUAAAGAUUGCUUCAUGGGAACCAAUUAUUGAACCCUAUGGCAUUGAAUUCUUCUUUAGAAGAAAACCUACUUCCAAAUCCACAACAGCAACCAUUGAUCGAUUUGAAAUUCGAGAUUUGGACAUUCCCAAAUACAAACAGUUGUACCAUUUGGAGGAAUUUGACGGCCUAUUAUUGAACGUCACUCAAUCCAUGAUUAACACAGUAUCAUCAACAGCCAAACUCUGGAAAGAAGAAUUCUACACUGAAACUAAGGUAUCCAAGAAAUUUGAUCCCUAUUGCAUUCGGAAUCAUACAGGACAUGUCAUUAAGCUCAUUUUCCCUUACAAUACACAACUUCAAAAAGCAGAUGUAUACGAAAUUGGAACAGGUCAAGAGGUGAACUUUUCACUUCCAGAAGAUAAAGCGCGAGGAUCCUUGCAUGCCAUUACUGUGGACGUACCAGGAUUUAACAAGCUUCAAUUAGAGUUAAAACAAACUGGAAAACAACACAUUAAGAAUACUCGAAAUGAAGUUUGUAUGGUUGACAAUGAUUUAAUAGAAGGCAGAAAAAUUAUUACCAUUAGUUCUGGCGUACAGAUACGAAAUAUGUGCAACAUUUCUUGGGAAAUUGGAUCUCUCAAUAUUGGAAACAAGAGUAUUACACGAUUCGGAGUGAUUGCUCCUAAAGAAUAUAUUGGUAUUCCAAUCACUAGCAUACCAGAAGAUAUUCUUUGCAUUCGACCAGUGUUGCGCAGCACUCAGAAAGAAGAGGAAUCGUCACAACAGGGAGGAACAUCAACAACUCCCAAUUACAAUUAUCAAUGGAGUGUACCAUCUGGAGGAUUGAAAUUUACCGAGCUUCUCAAACUCUACAAGGGCUCCAAGAAUGUGACCAUUCCAAACACCUCUGGACCCAACAUGUUUGCCAUUGUGAGAACCAACUUUGCCCUCGAGACUGAUUAUCAAGAAUUUAGACAGAAGUACGCGGAGGUGCCUCUCCUUUUCCAACGAUUUUAUUGCACCUUGGAUAUUAAGCCUCCACUCUGCAUUGACAACACGCUCGGAAAAUCCAUUGACUAUACUCUCAUUUCACAAACACAAAAUAAUACUCGAACAGUCGUUCAAGAGGGAACCAUGUCCAAAGGAGAACGUAUUUUCAUUUACUCUGCUGAAAUGAAUAAUAACAUUUUAUUGAAAGUGAAAAUGGGAAAAGAAUGGAUCGCAAAAGAACUUGCUCUCAUUCACCUUGUGAAGCGAGAGAGCAGUAACAGUAGCAGUGGCAUGCCACCUCAACAUUCGACUCAUAUCACUCUCGAAAAUGCUACCAACAACAUUUCAAGAAUUUACAUUGACUACUCAGAAGGAAAUGCCUUGGCCUAUCGUGAAAUUGUUCUCUUCUCACCUUAUUGGAUUGUAAAUCAUACGGGAGAAAUUGUGGCAGUGAAAACCUCUAGAGACCGCUACUUGGUUACACCUGGAGAAAAUCUCAUGUAUUCAGAAGCCUAUGAUCGUGAAAAGAUUGCCGUCAUGGUCGAUAAUUCAGGUGCCAGUACCAAUUUCUCUCUCACCAACGUUGGUACCAGUGGCAACUUUGCAGUUUCUUCUGACACAAAGAAAUACUCGAUUGGUUACUUUAUUUCAUUGGGAGAAGGCAAAUUUUACAGAACUAAAGUGUUGACUUUGAGUCCACGUUAUGUUAUUGUGAAUUCGACCGAUGAGAAGAUUCUCAUUCGACAAUGUUUCACCAAUAAUGAUCAUCUGGUCGUUCCCUUGGAAGUAGAGCCCAACACCAAUGUGAAUUAUUAUUGGAAGGAAUUAGAAGUGAAUGAACCACAAAUUUCAGUGAAGGUGGCAUCCAAUGACAAGAUUUCCUGGUCUGCACCAUUCAAAACCAAUGCUCUAGGUGAAACCUUCCUCAAAUUGAAACACGAAGAUUAUCCGAAUAGACCAAUCGGAUUACUCUUAGCAGUUGAUGUUCAAGAAACACAAGGAACAGUAUUCCUCAUGAUACAGAAACCAAAGAAACCACCUUAUUUGAUUGAUAAUCAACUCGAUGAAGAAGUGUUCUUUUCACAAAAGGGAGUUGAUAAAUGGUGGACUGUGAAGCCACUUCAAAUGACUCCCUAUGUUUGGGAUGACAAUAAGGGAGCUCACGGACUUCAACUGCGAAUUGGAAAUGUGAUUAUUAAGGAUGAUAUUGACAUUGAUCGAAUUGGAAAAGACAAGAGAAUUAAGUUGGGAUCAAAAGGAGUUGCCUAUCUUCGAGUGAAACCAGUCGGUCCAACCAGAGUUUUAAUGUUAACAAAAGAAAAACUGCAAAGUGUGAACAAACUCAUUACACAGAGCUUCAAAUUGAAACGAAAGAGAAGAUCCACAAAAGGAGAAAACAUCAAACCUCUCAUUAAGCAUGUAUCGAGUGUUGGUUCCUCCAUGCACGGUGCGUCUGGUAGUGCCUCAGAAGGUCAACUUAGUGAUUUCACAGAGGAAGAAGAAGAAGAAGAAUUCAAUCAGUUUAUGCUCGCAGAAAUUAAUCAAAUUGGAAUUUCAUUUAUUGACAAUUCUCCGAGUGAAGUGGCCUACCUGUUACUGGGCGGCCUUACCUUGCGAUAUGCCACCACCGAUAAGCAUCAAUUUAUUGAGGCACUACUGUAUCGAUUGCAGUUGGAUCAUCAAGAUUACAAUGCUACGUAUCCUGUCAUUUUGUGUAAUAUUAAUGAGCCUGGACAAGAAUUUCUUCACUUUAGCAUGUGUCGAUCCAUUGAAAAUAAUACCAAUGUCAAUACCUUCCCAUACAUGUCCAUUACCAUGCGAGAAGCACGUUGUGAAAUUGAUUACAUCUUUAUUUCCAAAUUUGUGAAACUAAUAGGUAUUCUUUCAACAAAUGAGGAACAAAGUAAUGAAAUUGAUGGACAAACUGCGGAGAGAAUGGCCAAACCGGUUGAAAUUCCAAAAUCUGAAGCUGAUGCAGAAAAGUUUUACUUUGAAAAUUUAGAAUUGCAUCCUGUCAGGAUUUAUCUCACAUUCAAAUUGAAUCACGAAGGAGAUGACAGCAAUCCAUUACUCAUUCUUUUCAAGUCACUCGGUGUCACUUUCACUCGAAUUGAUAAUGCCCCAAUGAAAUUCAAUUCUCUCAUUUUGAGCCAUCCUUUCAUGACUUUAAAUGCACUCAUGGAUAAGAUUAAGAAGCACUACAUUCGUCAAGCGACUGUCCAAUUCUACAAGAUUCUUGGUUCGCUUGAUAUUAUUGGAAAUCCAAUUGGUUUGUUCAGUGACAUUGGUACUGGUGUUGUUGACUUUUUCUAUGAGCCAGCUUCUGCCAUUACAAAGAGCCCAGAAGAGUUUGCCAGUGGUUUGGCAAAAGGUUCCAUGAGUCUUUUGAAGAAUUCUGUACAUGGUAUUGGUAACUUUACAUCCAAAUUGACAGGAAAUGUCGGUAAUGGUAUUGCCUUUUUAACCUUCGAUAAAGAAUACAAUCAACAACGUGAACGACAGGCCAGUCAAAAACCCAAAGAUAUUAAGGAAGGUUUGGCAUCGGGAGCAAAAUCACUCUUCAGAGGAAUUUAUGGAGGUGCCACUGGUAUUGUGACACAACCCAUUAGAGGUAUUCAAGAAGAAGGAGCCAUCGGUUUUGUGAAAGGAGUGGGUAAAGGUAUCAUUGGAAUUCCACUCAAACCAGUAGGAGGUAUCAUUGAUAUGGCCACACGAACCGUUGAAGGAAUUAGUAAUAGCAGUACCACGAUUUUCAGUCGAGUACGAUAUCCUCGAGUGUUGGCCGAGAAUGGUAGUGUCGUGAGAUAUUCCUUGACAGAUGCCUAUUCCAAAUAUUUGACAGUGACCAUUGAUGACGGCCAAUAUGCAAAGACCAACAAGCCAGUCUAUUACAUGCCUGAUUCAACGAAACAGUUUGUGUACCUCAUUACAGACAAGUAUAUCAUGAAAGUGGAUCAUGCAGAUAAGAAGGUGAAAUGGAAAAUGGCCUUGUCUAAAAUCAAGUCCGUAGAAUUGGUCAAUGAACCACACGAUGCCCUCAAAAUUGUGAGCACAGAAAAAGAAAAGUCUGUAUUCGGAAGUGGCAGCAAUAUUGUUCGUCUCUUGGAUUCACUCGAUAAGGAAUAUUUACACAAAUUCAAAAACAAGUUGAAUAUUGAGAUUGCAAGAGUGUUUAAAGAACAAUCCGAAUAUGAGAAUAUCGAUUACUAG